CAAAGCCUAGACACAUUUUAGGUGGUCGUGACAUAAUAAACAGAUUAUUAAAAUGUUGAUUAUUGCCGUUCUGAGCUGAGACACACAUCUGUUUUGAUGCGAUAUGUGAUGUAGCAUGUCAACUAACCACGCACGGCUAAAUAAAUUACUACACACAUCAAAAUUAAUCAUCACACACGGACCAAACUGGAGAGAGCGUUACACAGAGAGAAACGAGUCUCGUCAAUCAGACACAAACCACGGCAGUGUCUUAGAGUGAGGCCUAGGCUCCAGCAGGCCUCGGUGAGCACCGGCAUGAUGGAGGGGGGUAUGCAGCUGCUGAACCGGGAUGGCCACAGCAUCUCGCACAACUCCAAGCGCCACUACCAUGACUCCUUCAUAUCCAUGAACCGCAUGCGGCAGCGUGGCCUGCUCUGCGACAUUGUGCUCCAUGUGGCCAACAAGGAGAUUAAGGGACACAAGGUGGUGCUGGCCUCCUGCAGUCCAUACUUCCAUGCCAUGUUUACAAAUGAGAUGUCAGAGAGCCGUCAGACCCAUGUGACCCUGCAUGACAUUGACCCUCAGGCUCUGGAGCAGCUGGUCCAGUACGCCUACACUGCCGAAAUUGUAGUAGGAGAAGGAAAUGUGCAGACCCUGUUACCAGCAGCUAGUCUCCUGCAGCUCAACGGAGUGAGAGAUGCCUGCUGCAAAUUCCUUCUCAGCCAGCUGGACCCCUCAAACUGCCUGGGCAUCCGUGGCUUUGCAGACACUCACUCCUGCAGCGACCUUCUCAAGUCAGCCCAUAAGUAUGUCCUGCAACACUUUGUAGAGGUAUCGAAGACUGAGGAGUUCAUGCUACUACCACUCAAACAGGUGCUGGAUCUGAUCUCUAGUGAUAACUUGAAUGUCCCAUCAGAGGAGGAGGUGUACAGGGCUGUGCUGAGCUGGGUUAAGCAUGACAUUGAUGGACGGAGACAGAACGUGCCCCGGCUGAUGAAGUGUGUGCGUCUGCCCCUGCUGACACGAGACUUCCUGAUGAGUAAUGUGGAUACGGAGCUGCUGGUGCGUCACCACUCCGAGUGCAAAGACCUGCUGAUCGAGGCACUGAAGUAUCACUUGAUGCCCGAGCAGAGGGGUGUUCUCAGUAACAGCCGCACCCGACCGCGCCGCUGCGAGGGAGCCAGUCCGGUGCUCUUUGCUGUCGGUGGAGGCAGUCUUUUUGCCAUUCAUGGAGACUGUGAGGCCUAUGACACAAGGACAGACCGCUGGCACAUGGUUGCAUCCAUGUCAACACGGCGGGCACGAGUCGGAGUGGCUGCUAUUGGAAACAAGCUCUAUGCUGUGGGAGGGUAUGACGGCACAUCUGAUUUGUCUACUGUAGAGUCGUAUGACCCAGUAACUAAUGCGUGGCAACCUGAGGUGUCUAUGGGAACUAGGAGGAGCUGUUUAGGUGUGGCGGUCCUGCAUGGGCUGCUGUAUGCAGCAGGAGGAUACGAUGGUGCUUCUUGUCUCAACAGUGCAGAGAGGUAUGACCCUCUGACCAGUACCUGGACCUCCAUCGCUGCCAUGAGCACCAGAAGGAGAUACGUUAGAGUGGCCACAUUAGAUGGCAGUUUGUACGCAGUCGGUGGGUAUGACAGCUCCUCACACUUAGCCACAGUAGAGAAGUACGACCCUCAGAGUAAUGCCUGGACUGCCAUUGCCAACAUGUUGAGCAGGAGGAGCAGCGCAGGAGUGGCUGUAUUGGAGGGCAUGCUUUAUGUCGCGGGGGGCAAUGAUGGUACCAGCUGCCUAAAUUCAGUGGAACGAUAUAAUCCGAAAACCAACACCUGGGAGGGAGUGGCCCCCAUGAACGUCCGCAGGAGCACCCAUGACCUGGUCGCCAUGGAUGGCUGGCUAUAUGCGGUUGGAGGCAAUGAUGGCAGCUCUAGUCUCAACUCCAUAGAAAAGUACAACCCACGUAGCAAUAAAUGGGUGGCGGCGUCGUGCAUGUUCACGCGUCGUAGCAGCGUGGGAGUCGCUGUCCUAGAGCUCCUCAACUUUCCUCCUCCAUCCUCUCCUACUCUUUCCGUCUCCUCCACCAGUCUUUGACAAAGGGUAAAGACCCAGCUUAGCUCCAGCAGCCAGCCCUGUGUAGCCAAGAGGCGCAACUGCUCAGUUUGAGCAUCAGACGAGAAGUGUUUCGUGGGGCACAGUGCCCUCCCUCUGCCUGGAGGAACACUGCAGCAUUUUGCAAAUAAUGUGGGUAAAAAGGACGAAAAGAAGAAACACACAUUCACACACACACUCCAGGCCUCCACAACUCUCAUCCUAUAAACCCCAGUGCUUGAAAAUGCUAAAUAAUGUUGCUCUGCCAUUUUGCAGUCACUUUGUGUAUGAUGUAUAUCUAAAUGUAUAUUUAAUUUGUUUACGAUUCUUUUUUUGAAAUAUUAAAGUAUAAUAUAUUAAACCGAAAAU
Messenger RNA from Carassius carassius (crucian carp), 2436 nucleotides. RefSeq names its product kelch-like protein 17. Gene Ontology annotation, molecular function: protein binding. The coding region runs from base 295 to 2070 and encodes 591 amino acids. The transcript has 12 exons. The record is from RefSeq and is a predicted model, not a curated record. NCBI's taxonomy places the organism in Eukaryota, Metazoa, Chordata, Actinopteri, Cypriniformes, Cyprinidae.